UACAGGAUAAGGCCUCACAAUGGAUUCAAGAGACCAUGAAGAAGGGAGAACAGCUGCCAUGGAAUAGCAGAACAGCAUGGACAGUGUUCUUACUCACACUUACACUUCUUUGGAUCAUGUCUUCUCCAAGAAAUAAGAACAGGCGCAAGGAGAAGAAGGAAGGAAACAUAAAAGUAGAAGAUCAAAUGAUAUUCAGCUUGUUCGAUCUUGCCAAGGCCUCUUAUGUGAAAGCGAAUGCCUUAGAAGUGAUGGAUAUUGUAGAUGUUCUUCAUGUUGAUCCAAACUAUUCAGUCUCUGAUGACAAGAUGACACUCUUUCUGUGUGCAUGCCUUGGAGGAAAUACAUGCCUUGUGAGCUAUCUGUUGAAAAGAGGAGCCGAUGUGAAGAGAAGGAAUGCACAUGGGGACACCUGCCUCCAUCUUGUGGUGUUUGCAACAUCGGGUUCACGACAUCCAACCAAACGCCUUGUUGAAAUUCUACUCAACAGUGGGGCAGAUGCGAAUGGGCAGAACACUAAAGGGGAUACCCCCUUACACAUUGCAGCCAUGACCAAUGAUCCAGAUAUGAUUCAGCUUCUAUUGCUCUAUGGAGCCAAUCCAUCAAUCAGCACCUAUGAUGGUAUCCUACCGAUUCAUAUUGCAGCAAAUGCAGGUUACAUGUCGGCUGCCAAACUUCUGAUGGUGAAACUGGAGAGCACUGCGGGAUGGAGAGAAGGGGAUACCCCUCCUAAAGUCACCAUUGGACUACUCAGUCCUGAGAAGGCCCACCUUGUCAUGUCUUCAAAGCCAAAGAGGAUGGCCUAUUCUACAUGAAUGAAUAGCAUUUCAAUAUCCUAGAGUCUGUCCUAUUGAGACACAUGGCCUUCUCUUGGAUUACGAGUACGGUCAGUGGUCACAUUGAGGAUGUUAUCUCUUCUUAAAGCCCACAGCAGGCACUACACAAUCUGACUGCUCAUCCUUUUUUUUUAAGAAAUUGCAUUAAUUAGCAUAAGAAAUUGAAUUUCAAAUGUUUGGAAUCUUUCUGAUGCAAGUUUUUUUUUUGGUAAUAUGAAAAAUAAUAUUCUGACCAUACACAAGGGUACCGCAUGCCUUUCAAUGGGCAAAAUCAGCCUGGAGUGAUGUCCUACCAAUAGUAGACCGAAUUUGAAGCUGAAAAUGUGUCAGGAAGUGCAACGUAAUUUUUAGUUCAAACUAUGCCGUUCAUGAGUGAUUGGGGCGGGGUUGCCUGUGGCUUCCCGCCUAAACAAAAUAUGCCAUCAUUAAUGUACAAAAAUGCAUGCCGGCAAACCUAUCUUUUAGUUCUCUCACCCCCACGUAGUUUGUGAACUGUUUGUGAGAGAUUCUUCACCCUGUCAAACUGAAAAUUAAAUCACCUGUCAGAUAUGUCAAAUUUAGUAAUUGAAAAAAUGAAGAUGUAAACAUUGGUUUAAAGUUACGGUAGUUCAUCAUUUUAUACUUGAAGCAUAAAAGAGAGUAAAAGAAUAGAAAGAGAAUAGGAUAAGACUGUAUGUACAAAAAGCAAGUUGUGUAAUCAGUUUUUACGUUGUUUUUCAUUUGUAAAUGUAUUUUGUGAAUAUACAAUUUAUAACUAUACAAUUUUAUUAUAAUAUGAGCUUGUUUGUUUCAAUAUGAAUCAAAGAAAAGGAAUGUUAAGUUAGUGUGACGUGUACAUGCUUACAUGAACUUUCAUGUUAUAUUUAUUAGAUAGUAUUUUAAAAGAGAAAAGAUAGUUAUUCAGAUUUGUAUUAUUUUGUGCAAAGGUAUAUCAUAUUUUAUUGUUAAA
Molecule: messenger RNA, 1782 nt
Organism: Strongylocentrotus purpuratus (purple sea urchin)
Lineage: Eukaryota; Metazoa; Echinodermata; Echinoidea; Camarodonta; Strongylocentrotidae
Product: ankyrin repeat domain-containing protein 22-like
Exons: 8
Coding region: 36-812 (258 amino acids)
Molecular function (GO): protein binding
Source: RefSeq, a predicted model, not a curated record